This is a messenger RNA of Penicillium samsonianum, 1509 nucleotides long. RefSeq names its product MFS transporter. Gene Ontology annotation, molecular function: transmembrane transporter activity. The coding region runs from base 1 to 1509 and encodes 502 amino acids. Lineage: Eukaryota; Fungi; Ascomycota; Eurotiomycetes; Eurotiales; Aspergillaceae. The record is from RefSeq and is a predicted model, not a curated record. The transcript has 2 exons. Gene Ontology annotation, biological process: transmembrane transport.
AUGAGCAAUAGGAGGUCAAGCGCCCCCGACGAGGGCUUCCAAGAGACGAAAGACCUCGAAGCAGCCAAACCCACAACCCUAACUGAGCCCUCUCUCGAUUCCGAUACCAACAUAAACCCAGAUCUCGUCACAUGGAGCGGACCAGAUGAUCGAGCAAACCCAAAGAACUGGUCUAAGAGUUUAAAGUGGAAGAAUACUUGUGCUAUCUCCCUCUUCGUCUUCAUCUCGCCAGUCUCAUCAUCCAUGAUUGCCCCGGCCAUGCAAGAUCUAGGCAAGGCCCUAGGGAUGCACUCCGACCUCGAAAUAUACCUAUCCAUGGGCAUCUUCAUCCUAGCCUACUCCAUUGGCCCCACCUUCUUCGGUCCAGCUUCGGAGCUCUACGGCCGUGUGCGUCUGCUCCAAGUUAGCAACGUGUGGUACAUAGCUUGGAAUCUGGGAUGCGGUUUCGCCCAGACAAAGUCCCAACUCUUUGCUUUCCGCUUUCUUGCCGGCAUUGGUGGCAGUGCGCCGCUCGCAAUUGGAGGAGGUGCCAUUAGCGAUAUGUGGAGCGCCGAAGAACGUGGCAAGGCCAUGGGCAUCUACACUCUUGGGCCACUUCUCGGACCUGUCAUUGGACCAAUUGCAGGUGGCUUUAUCGCCCAGUACUCGACAUGGCGCUGGGUCUUCUGGGCAACCUCUGCCGCCGCCGUCAUGGUCCAGGUUGCCGGGUUCAUCUGGCUGCGUGAGUGUCAUCCGGCUACGCUCCUACGCAAACGAUGCGACAUUCUCAUCCAGAAGACGGGAAACAGCAAUAUGCAUACCGACGAGAAGGUAGAGACGCUUGUCUACAAGCUUCUACAUGCCUUCGAGCGACCGGUACUUCUGUUUACAACACAGCCCAUCGUCUUCUGCAUGGCCAUCUACAUGGCCUAUCUCUUCGGCGUAACAUACCUCAUGCUUGCGACGUUCCCGGAUAUCUGGACAGAGGUAUACCACGAGAGUCCCAGCAUCGGCGGACUAAACUACAUAUCCAUCGCCAUUGGGUCAUUUGCCGGCCUCUUCUUCAACCUCAAGCUAGUCGACCGAAUAUAUAAGACCCUCAAGGCGCGAAACAACAACAUCGGCAAGCCCGAGUACCGCAUGCCGUCGUUGGCCGUCGGCUCUGUUAUUAGCACCAUCGGCCUCUUCUGGUAUGGCUGGAGUAUCGGGAAUACGCACUGGAUCAUGCCCAAUAUCGGGGCGCUGAUCUUCACCGCAGGCACGAUCUCCUGUCUGCAGGGCAUGCAGAUGUAUAUUGUCGACAGCUAUGAAACCUACGCGGCUAGUGCUAUGGCGGCCUGUGCUAUCCUGCGCAGUCUGUGUGGCUUUGGGUUCCCACUCUUCGCUCCGUAUAUGUAUUCGUCUCUCGGCUAUGGCUGGGGCACGAGUGUGCUGGCUUUCAUUACCAUGGCUAUUGGUUGGUCGGCACCUUUUGCAUUUUAUUUCUUUGGGCCUAAGCUCCGUGCCUUUUCCAGGUACGCUGCUGGUUAA